AUGUCCAAGAGUGACACCACGCAAACGGCUACUUCCAACCGCGUAGCAAAUCCAACUUCCUCCUCGAAAUUUUCAUACUCGUCGACGAUCUUUCUCGCCUCGAUUGCGAUUGUGCUUCUCCAGCAGUUGAUCACUCCCUUUUUCACCGCAGACACACCGACCACGAUUCCACACGGCAUGUCGACGACGACCACCGUCAGAGCUGUAUCUCGACAAGUGGCGAAAAAGGUGCGCAGUAUCGAGACGGCGGAAGGAGCAGGUGCAGUGGUGCGUCGAUCGAUCGGUACGCCGGCCCUGCGAAACAUUUCGCCGUUCCUGAUGCUCGAUCACUUCCGCAUCAGCGAAGGCGCUGGUUUCCCUGACCAUCCCCACAGGGGCCAAACGACCCUCACGACGUUUUUGGAAGGGCAUGGUCUGCACGAGGACUUUGCAGGCCAUACUGGAACGCUGGGGCCUGGCGACGUUCAGUGGAUGAAUGCAGGCCGUGGAAUCAUGCACGCCGAGAUGCCCGUGCACCGCGAUGCUGCCGGCAACAAGCUACCCGACCCCGUGGGGCUGCAACUCUGGAUUGACUUGCCCAAAGAGGCCAAGACCGAGCCGCCGAGCUACCAGGAGUACCGCGCGGCGCAGAUCCCCACCGCGCUCCCCUCCCCCGAUAAAGAAGCGGAUGAGCACGGAUGGAAGAUCAAAGUCGUCGCCGGCGAGUCGCACGGCGUUCGCAGCCCCAUCAAGCUGCCCAAGAACGGAGGCGUGCUCUACCUCGACAUUCAACUCGAACCCGAGGGAAGCGUCUACCAAACAAUCGACCCGCGCUACAACGCGUUUAUCUACACCCUGGAAGGCAGCAUUGUCGUCGGCGACCACCCCACGACCUCGGCGGCGUCGAGUGACGAGAAGGCAUUCAACCCCAGCACAGCGGUUGUGCCAGGUGAGGCCGUGCCACCGUACCAUACGCUGGUCCUCACAAAAGCAGCGGAAGAGCCAGGGGUGUGGAUCAGAAACGCCAGUGGCGAGAGCGGCGCCAGAUUUGUGCUGGUGGCGGGAGAACCCUUGGAUCAGGAAGUGUACCAAUACGGGCCGUUUGUCAUGACGAACAGGCAGGAGAUUCAGCAAACACUGGUGGAUUUCCAGACGGGAAGCAAUGGGUUUGAGAGGGCUCCCGGUUGGAAGAGUACGAUUGGCGCGAGCAUGCGGUGA
Molecule: messenger RNA, 1197 nt
Organism: Sporisorium graminicola
Lineage: Eukaryota; Fungi; Basidiomycota; Ustilaginomycetes; Ustilaginales; Ustilaginaceae
Exons: 1
Coding region: 1-1197 (398 amino acids)
Source: RefSeq, a predicted model, not a curated record